Lepisosteus oculatus (spotted gar) is the source of this 9325-nucleotide messenger RNA. It is a transcript of the gene sdk1a, whose product is annotated as sidekick cell adhesion molecule 1a. The record is from RefSeq and is a predicted model, not a curated record. Lineage: Eukaryota; Metazoa; Chordata; Actinopteri; Semionotiformes; Lepisosteidae. Gene Ontology annotation, molecular function: protein binding. Gene Ontology annotation, biological process: cell-cell adhesion.
UGGCGGUGAGGUGUCUGGUCGGGAGGAAGGCAGCUUAUGUUUACGCCUAUAACGUUUGUACUGUACUGCAAGUCGGAUUUUGUUAAUAACGGCGUUCAGAUGUUGGUGGUACAAUCGUAGGAUUGUUUUCUCACCUGAGAAGCUACUCUUUCUCGUUUUGGAAAACAGGAGACUUGGGGUGUUUAUUACAACGCGAACGUGAAUUGAUUGUAAGAAAUAAGUCCUCUGUCUUUGUUAACCUGUUGUUGGUAUUGCCGCUAGCAGACUUGAAGCUUUUGUGGACCGGUGUUGUUGGAACUGUUUUCGGUUAACACGAUUCCUAACAAAAAAUGCGGAUAUUUAAUUGAUAAAUUGUCUGAUAACUGAAAAACAGAAAUAAAACUGCAUUGUUGCAAACUGAAAGCUCAAAUUGUUUAAAAUGGUACAGAAAAUGCACUGCAGGCAGCCGUGUGAGUCAUUUGCUGAUCAAUAAGAAGAGAAUUGAAGAAUCGAAAGACCUGAUAUGGAUACAGUUUAAGUGUUUUAUUGUCAGUGGUGGAUGCUGGUUGUACUUCAAAAUGAUUUGGUAGACGGACAGCCCACGGAGAAAUCAAAUCAAUCAAGGAUUUAUGUGAGAUAUCAUUUAAGCGGAUAAGUAAAUAUCCCACACUGACAAAUGUAUUAACAAUCGCGUUCUGUGCGGGACCACUUGCAAAUGAAAAUGAGACAUCGCAGAGAAGUGAAAGCCAAUGUUUCUGCUGUGGAAGAGGAGCAACAUGUUAGAAGUGAGUUGUACCAGAAUACUGGGGCUUCGCUCAACACAAUAGUGCUGGAGGACGAAAUUAAUAAACAGGCGCCAAUAAUGGCUAACAUUUCAAAUAAAAGGAAGAUGCACUCGGUUAAUGAGCACGAACUGUGUGGGAACUCCGAUAGAUCCAGGUGCCGCGGGGAAGCACUUGUCAGCGAGUUGGUGGAUCGCUCAGUAUGCAGAGAAAAAAGGGUUCCUACGGUGCAGUUUAAAGAGGUGUACAGCAGGCGUGAAUUUAAGGUCGUUAAAAACGUGCCCCACGUGUUUGAGAAAAGCAGAAUCACCGGCACCAUCGAGGGAGUCUUCGGGGGCAACCUUUAUACAGAAAGCGAUCGUGCUGAUCUUACUAGCGGGAAAAGCCGCGAUGCCAAAGGACACCCGGACGUGGAUUGCAAUGCAAUUUUUUACCAAAGAACUGGGGAAAUAAAGCGACUUGCCAAUAUGCAAUCUGGUAGAAAAGAAAUAACCCGCAAUAAUGCAGGUGGCAAAACAACCACCCAAGAGAUUGCUAGAGGCAGCCCUACCCGUCGUUAUACCAAGAAGGGAAGAGGAAAGUUUGCAUUAAGUCUGUGGAGUUGGUGGGCUUUCUUCUGUUUUAAUACUCGCGUGUUGAAAACUCUGGCACAAGAUGAUGUUUCACCAUAUUUCAAGACGGAGCCUGGUCCUGCUCAGAUUCACCUUGAAGGCAAUCGCCUGGUCAUGACAUGUCUGGCCGAAGGAAGCUGGCCCUUGGAGUUCAAAUGGAUUUUGAACAACACUGAUAUCACCUCCUUCUCUCCUGAGUACAAAUACAUCAUUCCAUCUCUACUGCAAUCCGAUGCUGGGUUUUACCAGUGUGUUGUGAGAAACAGGAUGGGUGCACUGAUGCAGAAGAAGGCAGAAGUACAAGUAGCAUAUAUGGGAAACUUCGUGGAGGGAGAUCAGAGAAAGACUGUGCCACAAGGUAAAGCAGCAGUGCUCAAUUCCCCAGCGGUCAGCAGCUAUCCGCAGCCUCAGGUGACAUGGUUUAGGGAUGGAUAUAAGAUCAUCCCCAGCAACAGAAUAGCAAUAACCUUGGACAAUCAGCUGGUGGUUCUCUCAACAGCUGCAGCCGAUGCAGGAAGGUACUAUGUGCAGGCAGUUAAUGAAAAGAAUGGGGAAAACAAGACAAGUCCGUCCAUUUACCUGAGUAUAGCAAUAAGCAAGAAGAAUCGAGGAUCUCUUGACUCAGACGCUCCAGCUGACCCUGUGGCUCCUGUUAUUGUAAUUCCACCUCGAAACACCACCGUGGUGGCGGGGAUCAGCGAAGCGACGCUGGAGUGUGUGGCAAAUGCAAGACCUGUAGAAAAGCUGAGCAUUUCUUGGAAGCGCAAUGGCAUGACAUUAACUGGAGGUACUGGCACCUUUGGGAGAAGACUGACCAUCAUCAAUCCUACGUCAGCAGACGUGGGCCUGUACGUGUGUGAGGCCACUCUUUUAGACAGCAGUGUGAAGACAGUGGAGUCAAAGGCGUUUCUCUCCAUCAUAGAGUCACCCUACUUCACUGCAGAACCUGAGAGAAAAAUUAUGGGAGAAGUGGAGAAAACUAUCAACAUUCAGUGUCAAGCUCAGGGUGUUCCAAUGCCCAGACUGGAGUGGUACAAAGACUCUGUGCCUCUCAAUAAACUGAAUAACCCUCGAUACAAGGUGGUAUCUAAUAUGGGCCUUCAAGUCAGAAGGGUUCAACCAGAUGAUUCUGGAAUCUUCCAGUGCUUUGCCAGGAACUCAGCUGGAGAAAUCCAAACACAUGCCUACCUUGAUGUUACAAGUAUGGCACCAGUCUUCACUCGGGCCCCUAUGGAUAUCACAGUUACUGAUGGGACUCUGGCCAUCUUUGCUUGUGAGGUUAAUGGAGCACCAAAACCUGCCAUCACUUGGAAAAAAAGUGGUCAGAUUUUGGCAAGUGGUUCUGUCCAGAUACCCCGAUUCACACUUCUGGAGUCUGGGGGGCUGCAGGUGAGCCCUGUCUUCCUCCAGGACUCGGGGAACUACACCUGCUACUCCACAAACUCCGAGGGAGCCAUCAAUGCAACAGCCUCAAUGAUUGUGUGGAGCCGCACCUCCAUAUCCAAGCCUCCUGAGGAUAGGCGUGUCAUCAAAGGAACAACCGCAGUGCUGGAGUGCCAUGCAACCUAUGACCCUAGAGUGUCUGUCAGGUUUGUGUGGAAAAAGGAUGGAACAGUUCUCAGCAGCACAAAGGGUGGCAGGAUCAGUGUGAAGGAGGGGUCUCUCCAGAUCAGCCAGACUUGGUCAGGGGACAUCGGAGACUACACAUGUGAGGUGCUGUCUCAGGCUGGCAAUGACUCAAAAUCAGCUCGUCUGGAGGUUAUUGAACUGCCCCACUCCCCUCGUAAUCUGCAGGCCAGUUUGAAUGCCUCUGACAGCCGCACAGUGGAUCUCUUCUGGGUCCGCCCUUUUGAUGGAAACAGUCCCCUCCUGUACUAUGUUGUGGAGCUGUCUGAAAACAACUCCCCAUGGAAGGUCUAUUUACCCAAAGUAGCCCCCGCAAUGACAGGGGCAGUGGUGAAGGGGUUAACGCCAGCUCGAACCUACCAGUUCAGAGUGUGUGCAGUUAACCAGGUUGGGAAGGGGCAGUACAGCACAGAGACUAACAGACUGAUGCUUCGUGAGGAACCCCCAAGUGCUCCCCCGAAGAACAUUGUUGCCAGCGGGCGUACCAACCAGUCCAUCAUGGUCCAGUGGCAGCCUCCCCCAGAGCCAGAGCUGAACGGAGUGCUGAGAGGAUACGUUCUCAGGUAUCGCCUUGCUGGCCUUCCUGGUGAGUACCAGCAGAAGAACAUCACCAGCCCUGAGAUUAACUACUGCCUGAUUAGGGACCUCAUCAUCUGGACGCAGUAUGAAAUCCAGGUGGCUGCUUAUACUGGAGCAGGCCUGGGAGUCUUCAGUCUUCCUGUGACAGAGUACACGCUGCAGGGAGUACCUACAGCCCCACCUCAGGAUGUUGAGGCAGAGGCCAUAAACUCAACCACUGUGAAGUUCUUCUGGACUCCUCCCCCGCAACAGUUUAUUAAUGGGAUCAAUCAAGGUUACAAGCUCCUAGCAUGGCCGGAGCAUUCACCUGAAACUGUUGCUAUAGUAACAAUCACUCCUGAUUUCCAUGGGGCCCGCCAUGUUGGAUAUAUUAGCGGGCUACGGAAGUUUACCCGUUACCUGACAUCUGUGCUGUGCUUCACAACACCAGGAGACGGGCCCAGCAGCUCCCCACAGCUUGUGCAGACACAUGAAGACAAGCCAGGAGCAGUGGGUCACCUGAGCUUUACAGAGAUCCUGGACACUUCUCUACGAGUGAGCUGGCAGGAGCCUGAAAAUAAGAAUGGGAUCAUCACUGGCUACCAGGUUUCUUGGGAGGUCCAUGGUAACAACGCCUCCCGGAUGGCACGAACAAUGGCCAACACCACUCUGGAGUACAAAGUCACAGGACUCACCUCUCUUACUACAUACAACAUCGAGGUGGCCGCAAUCACAGCAGCAGGAAUUGGCACUGUUACGUCUUCUACGAUCUCCUCAGGGGUGCCUCCAGAACUUCCUGGGGCUCCGUCAAAUCUGGUCAUCUCCAAUAUCAGCCCUCGCACAGCCACACUGAAGUUCCAUGCCGGAGAUGAUGGAAAAACUUCCAUCUCAAAGUGGAUUGUUGAGGGGCAGGUUGGGAGUAUAGGAGAUGAUGAGGAGUGGAAAGUUCUGUACGAGAAGGAGAAUGAACCAGAAGCUCAAGUGUUAGAGAUCCCCAACCUCACCCCUUUCACUCACUACAGGUUUCGGAUGCGACAGGUUAACAUUGUGGGCCCCAGCCCUGUGAGCCAGCCUUCCCGGGUCAUCCAAACUCUGCAGGCCCCUCCGGACGUGGCUCCCAGCAGCGUGACCGUGCGCACAGCAAGCGAGACCAGCCUCUGGUUACGAUGGGUGCCCCUGCCUGACUCGGAGUACAAUGGGAACCCUGAGUCAGUGGGGUACAGGAUCAGUCUGUGGCGAGCAGACUUGCAGGGCGAAACCCAGACCCAGCUGGUGAACGACCGCCUGGAGAGAGAGCUCACACUGGAGGGGCUGGAGGAGUGGACAGAGUACCUGCUGCAGAUCCAGGCCUUCAACUCCAUUGGGCCAGGUCCCUGGAGUGAGGUGGUGAAAGGCCGAACAAGGGAGUCAGUGCCAUCUGGGUCUCCAGUGAAUGUGACAGCUGAGGCUGUGAGCUCCACACGCAUUUUAGUCACAUGGGGUCCUGUUCCAGAACAGGAGAAAAAUGGACAUAUUCUUGGAUAUAAGGUUCUGUAUAAAGAGAAGGAUCUGAGGUCGGAGCCCCAAGUGCAGGUGGUGAAAGGAAACCUCACUCAGUCCGUGCUUCUCCGGAACCUGAGGAAAUACGUGCAAUAUGAGAUUCAGGUUCUGGCCUACACACGCAUCGGAGAUGGUGAGCCCAGCACCCCCCCUGUCCUGGAGAGGACCAAGGAUGAUGUUCCAGGACCACCUGUGAGGCUGGUCUUUCCAGAGGUCAGGCUGACAUCGGUGAGAGUAGUGUGGCAGCCUCCUGUGGACCCCAAUGGAAUUAUCAUGGGAUACCAGAUAGCCUACAGGCUGGCUGCGAGCGACCCUAACAAGUUCAUCACUGUGGAAGUGGGCUCCAACGCCAGACAGUUCACAGUGACAGGGCUUGCCCCAGAAUCGGCAUAUGUAUUCCGCAUCUCUGCCAAGACUCAGCAAGGCUGGGGGUCACCAGCACAGGCAGUGGUGAUAACGACAGAGAAACGAGAUCGCCCGCAGCCCCCAAAGCAGCUCUCUGUCCCCCAGGAGCAAGUACAGUCCAGGAGUCUGCUGCUGUGCUGGAUCCCAGGAGGGGACGGGUCCUCGCCUGUGCGCUACUUCACAGUGCAGACCAAAAAGCUCCCUGAUGGCAACUGGCAGACCCACUCCUCUGCCAUCAGUCACAACAGCACAUCCUGGGAGAUCGACCGGCUGAAACCAUUCACUUCAUAUAAGCUGAGAAUGAUGUCAACUAAUGAUAUUGGAGACAGUCCCUAUAGUGCAGAGACUGAUGCAAUUACAACUUUACAAGAUGUUCCUGAUGAGCCACCUGUUAUUUUGGCAGUAAAGCCUUCUACCACCACUUCUGUCCUGGUUCGAUGGCAGCGCCCAAAGGAUGACAGUCUGAAUGGAGUUCUGAUAGGAUAUCGUAUUUAUUACCGAGAGCUGCCAUACGAGAAUGUUCAGUCAGACUCCAAAACAGUGGGCAACCAUUCUGCACUGCGAGCCGAAUUAACAGCCAAAAGCACUUUCAAGACUGUGAGCAGUGCUUUGUUAACAGAAUUUGAGCUAACACAGCUCAACAAAUACAAGCGCUAUGAAAUAGUGAUGACAGCAUACAACAUAAUUGGCGAGAGCCCCUCCAGUACCCCCGUGGAAGUAUUUGUGGGAGAAGCAGCACCAUCAGUAGCACCACAGAAUAUUCAGGUCAACUCACUAUCAUCAACCCAGUUGGAAGUGAUAUGGGAGCCUCCUCCAGUAGAAACCCAAAAUGGGAACAUCCAGGGAUACAAGGUUCAUUAUUGGGAGAAUGACAAUCAGAAUGAGACAGAGAAAGUGAAGAUCCUGUUCCUCCCAGAAACAACAGUGAGACUGAAGAAUCUGACCAGCUACACCUCCUAUUCAGUGAAGAUUUCGGCAUUCAAUGCAGCGGGGGAUGGACCGCUGAGUGAGCCCAGGAAAGGCCGCACUCUUCAAGCAGCUCCCAGUGCUCCCAGUUUCAUUUUCUUCUCUGAGGUCACAACAACUACACUCAAUGUCUCCUGGGGAGUUCCAUUUUUACCGAAUGGAGUCAUAGAAGGAUAUCGGGUAGUCUAUGAGCCUUUGGCACCCAUACAUGGCGUGAGUAAGGUUGUGACAGUGGACAUCAAGGGCAACUGGCAGCGCUGGCUGAAGGUCCGUGAUCUAACCAAAGGAGUGACUUACUGCUUCCGGGUCCAAGCCAAGACUAUAACCUUUGGGCCAGCACUGGAGGCUAAUAUCACAGCGGGACCUAUGGAAGGAUCGCCCAGUUCUCCCUUAGAGACAUCAAUCACAAAGUCUGGCUCUACUCUUACAAUCCAUUGGUCAGCAGGAGACCCGGGUGCAGGGCCUGUCACAGGAUAUGUCAUUGAGGCGCGUCCCUCAGAUGAGGGUUUGUGGGAUACCUUUGUGAAAUACUUGUCCCCCAGCACCACUUCUCACACACUCAGUGUGGACCGCCUGCGGCAGGGGGUGAGCUAUGAGUUCCGGGUGAUUGCAGUCAAUGAGUUUGGCUAUGGUGAGCCCAGUGCACCCUCUGCUGCCUUGUCAGCCCAGUCAGAAACACCCUUCUAUGAAGAGUGGUGGUUCCUGAUUGUAAUGGCUCUCUGUGGUCUCAUUCUCAUCCUCCUCAUCGUGUUUGGUUUAGUGCUGCAUGGCCAGAGCAAGAAAUACAAAAGCUGUAAUGCAGGUAAAAAUAUUUCCACUGUAGAGGAGUCAGUCACACUGGACAAUGGAGGCUUCACAGCCUUAGAGCUCAACAGCAGACACCUCAAUGUAAAGAGUUCAUUUUUGAAGAAAAAUGGGACCAGAUCUCCUCCCCGGCCAAGCCCUGGAGGACUCCAUUACUCGGAUGAAGACAUCUGUAACAAUUACAAUGGAGCAGUGCUGACAGAGAGCACCACACUCACUGAGAAACCUACAGAGGUUUCUGAGUCAGAGGCCACGGACAGUGAUUACGAGGAUGAGCAGCCAAAGCACUCAUUUGUCAACCACUAUAUGAGUGACCCCACUUAUUACAACUCAUGGAAACGGCAGCAGAAGGGACUGAAACAGUCUUCGGCCUACGUGUAUGACGAAUGUGCGAGCGGGGAUAAUGACAACUACUACCAGACAGUUGUUACCACACACAGUGUAGGUGGGGUGUACACCCCAGCUGGACAGCCUGCUCCUGGCUCCCGGACUCCUGUCACAGGCUUCUCUUCCUUUGUCUGACCUGGCACUUGACUGCACUGGGGGGCAGGGUAAUGUGAGGAAAGGACCUCAGCUUUAAACCCCACCAGGCCUCUUGGACAGUUUCACAGGGAAACACAUGAGGUGAAUUGUUGGUAAUUACAUAUUGUGUUAUGCCUUGGGCAAAAAAAGACACUUUGGGGACAAAAUACUAAAUUGUGCUGUUGUGUACUUUUUUCAUUAUAUAUCAAAAAUAUAUCACUAUUCCUGUCUAUUCUUUCAUACUUCAAGACCUAAUCCAUAUAUAUAGUAUAUACAGUACAUAGUGCAUACUAUUUAUACUGUAUACUGUAUAUGUGAGAGAUGUUAGUGUUAUUAAGUUCAUAUGAGUGCCAAUUUAAUUGGGUCAAAAUGAAGAUGUUGUUAGCCCAGUGUAAAUAUUGGUAGUUCCCAUGAAAAAGUCAUUGACAGCACUUAAUUUAUGUUAAUGCACUCUGCACAGCCCUAUUUUGGAAGAGUGAAUAUUAGUUUUAUUUCAAAGGCUCUAUGAACACAGCAGAUGAAUCGAACCCUAGAUCUCAAAAAGAAUAUAAAACAUAUGAAAUCCUUUUUACUAUUUAAAAAAGGAAUAAGUGUCUGGGUUGUUAAUAGGAUUUUAAUUAAAAGAUUGCUUUAAAAAAUCAAAUGAAUUUGAGAAGUUUAAUCGCAUUACCCACAAUUCACUUCAAAAGCUAUAAGCCCUGAGAUUGCACUUCAGAGUUUGAAGACACAACAAUGACUAUAAAAGUUUAAAAAAAAAAACUAAUGAAAAGGAAUCAAAGUGAUACUGCAGUAAUUGACAGACAUCAAACAGAGACCUUUGCAAUGUCUGUGCAUCCUCUACAGGAACUGUGGAUGCUGGAAGUUCUGAUGGUGUAGAGCUACCAGUAAUUUGAUAGGUUAGAUCAUGAAAACAAAUAAACUGUUCUUAUUCCAAGUAAACCUUCUUUGUGACAGUAUGAGGGAUCAGAAGGUCGGUUGUACAGUACAAAUGUUUUUGUGAACUGAUCUGUUUUCAAAUACCAUCAGUCUUGACAUCAGUUCUUCGUUUUAAGUCCUGAAAAUUGCUGAUGAGCAGAAUAACAUUCACUUGAAGCUUUUUUUCCUGAAGUAUGAAUGUAACAAUGGGGGUUGUUUUUUUUAAGAAAAGAAAUACUGCCUUUGCACACAUUGACUGCACUCUUAAGCCAUAUGGAUAUUGCUUUAAUGGAAAGAACCGUGCAUUUACAACUUUUAUUUUUUAAAGAUUUCUUUGGUAUUUUUUACAAAAACAACAUGACUGAAGACUUUGUUUUUGUUCCUUUCCUUUUGGCUAGCAAUAUGUACUGUAUAUGAGUGUGAUUUUUAGGAUAUAUUUUGUACAGAUUGAAUUUUUACUGUAGUGUUCUUGCCACGUCUGUGUAGUUCUGUAGUGAUUGCCAUUAUAGCUGUCCUUUUUUGCAGUUCUUGUUAGUCUAAUGGAAAUGAGUAAGUAGCAAUGGGGGAAUUGUGGGAUUUGUAAUCAAAAUAGACCUAAAUAAAGAAAAAGGGAAGGAU